UGACUACAAACAAGGAUCAAUGUUCACAAGUAAGUGCAAAUGGCUACAGGAAACCAUAUAUCGUGUGGACCUUGUAUGUUUGAUGACGUCACAAAGGAUGCAGGAAGAUGGUGUACUAAUUGUGAAGAAGGAUUAUGUGAAGAUUGUGAAAACGUUCACAGAAAAGGUAAAACCACAAGAAACCAUAGGGUUAUUUCAAUAGAGGACUACCGCAAGAUUGAACACGUUUCAAUCUCCCAAGUCUGUGAGCAUCAUGGAGAAAACCUGGAGUGGUUCUGUAAAAGUCACGACGAAGUCCUGUGUGUUGUUUGUGUACCAUCAAAGCACAAUGCAUGUUCUGAUGUUAUACCAAUAAGUGUUAACUCAGCAGACUCAAGACAAUCAACUGCAUUUUCUGAUCUGGAAGAGACGAUUAACGGAACUCUACGUAAUGUGAAACAAUGCAUCAGAAAUCGUGAAUCUGCUUCAAAUGAACUCGAAAAACAAGAACUGGAGAUUAAAACCAUGGUUCAUGAAACGAGAACGAAUAUAAAUAGCCACCUAGACAGGUUACAGGAAAAAUUGUUAUACGAACUUAGAUCUUCAUCUGACACUUGUAAAUCAAAAUAUAUCAAACUCCUUCAGAAGCUUAAAUCAACAGAAGAAAUGCUUACCAAAGUUAGGGAACAAACAACACAUAUGAAACAGUUUUCUUCUGACAUACAAGUGUUUCUUGGAACGCGUCAGGUCAGUAGGCAGAUCGACCGCGAGGUAGAAUCAAUCAAGAGCGAGUUUGAUGCUACCAAGGACUAUGAAUUAAAAGUAUCAAUGCAUAGCUUAAUCACAAAAUUAUCGAACGACGUUGAAGAGUUUGGUAAAAUAAUGGUGUCAGAAUCCGCCACUAACUUCGAUCUCAGAGCCCAAAAAUUCGAUCAAGCUCAAAUGAAGAUCAACGUCCAAAGGUCAAGAAGCAUAUUAGACAUACAACUUCAGCUAAUUAGAUCAUUUCAAAUUAAGAGUAAAAAUGAAAUUAGAGUUAUAGGUUGCAUCAUCUUACCGAAUCGUAAUUUGCUCAUAGCGAACAAAAAAGAUAAUCAUUUGAUAGAGUACAGCGAUACAGGGGAACAUAUCCGUGACAUUCCAGUAUCUAGCAAACCAUACGGUAUUGCUGUGAUUGAUCCUAGUCGUAUUGUUGUGACGUACGGGGAAUACUCAUACAUUGAAAUAAUGAAUUACGAAAAUUUUAACGUUCAGAAGAAUUUUCGUUUACCAAAGAAUUGUUGGGGGGUAUCUCACGCGGAUGGGAAACUAUACGUAGUCUAUGGAGACAGUAUACAAGUUCUGGAUGUAUCUGGACGACAAAUGAAAACUAUAGAAACAGCAUCUAUGCGUGUAACUCGUAUAAAUGUUACCAGAGAAAAGAUUAUUUGUUCAGAUUGGGAACAGAAAAAAGUAUAUUGUUGUCAAAUGAAUGGGAAAAAAUUAUGGCAGUUCCAAAAAAAUAGCAUGAAGUUUCCGAAAGGUUUAACGGUAGAUAAUUACCAAAACGUUUACGUUGUGGAUUUUAUUUCCGAAAAUUUAACAAUAAUUCAACAUGACGGGAGUGCCAGUAAGACACUACUGACAAGUUUGGAUGGACUGCGGUUUCCAUCAGAUGUGUAUUAUGACAAGGUUACAAAUGCAUUGCUGAUAUGCAAUGAAAGAGGCACGGUUUCAUUGUAUAAAGUCCUUUAA
This is a messenger RNA of Mytilus trossulus (common blue mussel), 1713 nucleotides long. RefSeq lists its product as uncharacterized. Gene Ontology annotation, molecular function: ubiquitin protein ligase activity; zinc ion binding. Lineage: Eukaryota; Metazoa; Mollusca; Bivalvia; Mytilida; Mytilidae. The record is from RefSeq and is a predicted model, not a curated record. The transcript has 2 exons. Bases 40 to 1713 code for a protein of 557 amino acids.